Molecule: messenger RNA, 1068 nt
Organism: Macrosiphum euphorbiae (potato aphid)
Lineage: Eukaryota; Metazoa; Arthropoda; Insecta; Hemiptera; Aphididae
Source: the annotation of a GenBank genome assembly
AUGUGCUCGACCAACUCCAGCCAGGAGUACCUGGUGGCGCCAUCAAAGGACGGCAUGGACGAGACGAGCUACAUACUUCAGCAGCGGCGGCGUCAACAACAGGUGAUGGAUGGAGGCGACAACCUCAAAAACUGUCCAAAGUUUGCGAGUUUCAAUUACAUCAACUCAAUUAUUGGUAGUGGUGUUAUUGGUAUUCCAUAUGCGUUUAAUUGUCUGGAGUGCACACAUAAGCGGUUCCUUUUCAUAUCAAUCAUUGAUGAAAUCUGCCUUUGGCAGAUAUGGUUUCAUAGUUUUUUCCUUUUACAAUUUAUUUAUCCUUUUAUAGCGAUGAUAAGCUAUAACAUAAUCGUUGGGGACACUGCAACAAAGGUCUUGAUUCGGUUGUUUUCUCUGCCACACGACUCUGUAUUUGCCCAACGGUACUUUGUCAUAGCAAUGGCCACAAUUUUUAUCACGACCCCUUUGUGCAUGCUAAGGAAUGUAGCAAGACUAGCCAAAGCGUCUAUUGUGUCGUUCAUCAUGGUUUUGGUUAUCUUUGUGACCAUAGUCAUCAGAUACGAAUCUUUACACGACGUUAUGUCCACAGUAACCGAAGUUGGUAACAUAAACACAUGGGAUUUUGCUCGGCCUGGUGCGAUUCAAGCUAUUGGAAUAAUGUCAUUCGGUUUUAUGUGUCAUCACAAUGUGUUUUUGUUGUACGAUUCAAUCGAAGGAGCAAGUCAAACAAUUUGGAACUGUGUAACACACGUCGCGGUCACAAUAUCGUUCUUGCUAAUGGUCGCAUUUGGACUAGUUGGAUAUGCUACAUUUGGUGAUCUCACUCAAGGUGAUUUGUUGGAAAACUAUUGUUGGAACGAUGAUUUAAUCAAUAUAUCAAGGUUGUUGUUUUCAUUGACAACGUUGCUCACAUUCCCAUUGGAAUGUAUGGUUACUAAAGCUGUUGUCGAUCAGACGCUUAGGGGUGGUACCGAUCCUUUUCCGAUGUCAAAAAGAGACACGCGAUCAUUACGGUUUCUAUUCUUGUGGCAACCUACUUUGUUUCCAUAUCCACCAAAUGUCUUGGAAUAG